Messenger RNA from Olea europaea var. sylvestris, 943 nucleotides. Its product is annotated as protein NUCLEAR FUSION DEFECTIVE 4-like. Gene Ontology annotation, cellular component: membrane. The coding region runs from base 135 to 797 and encodes 220 amino acids. The transcript has 2 exons. Lineage: Eukaryota; Viridiplantae; Streptophyta; Magnoliopsida; Lamiales; Oleaceae. The record is from RefSeq and is a predicted model, not a curated record.
UCCUUGUUGAUGCCGAUGAUCAUGAAUUUCAUAAAGAGCUCCUGAGUCAAGAGAAUAAUGUAGACGAUAGUACAGUUUGUAUAGUAUCUAGACAAAACACGGGAACUAGUGAAGGGUGUUCCUGUGAGACUGUAAUGAAGAAGGAUUGUUUGACGGUGCUCGGGGAAGAUCAUAAGGCGCCAAUCCUCCUUCGUAGGGUUGAUUUUUGGCUAUACUAUCUUGCUUAUCUCUGUGGAGGCACAAUUGGGCUAGUGUACAAUAAUAAUCUCGGGCAGAUAGCUCAAUCACUUGGAUAUUAUUCAAUGACUUCAAGGCUCAUUACAACGUAUUCUUCGUUCUCUUUCUUCGGGCGCUUGCUUUCAGCUGCACCAGACUUCAUUCGAACGAAGCUAUACUUUGCGCGGACCGGAUGGCUGGCCAUAGCCCUUCUGCCAAUGCCAAUGGCCUAUUUCUUGCUUACCGUGAAUAGUGGGGAGGCUGCAGUUCAUGUUGGCACCGCCCUAGUAGGACUAACCUCGGGAUUUAUAUUUGCUGCUGCGGUUUCAGUAACAUCUGAGCUUUUCGGCCCCAAUAGUGUGGGUGUCAACCACAACAUUCUCAUCACAAAUAUCCCCAUCGGAUCACUUGUCUAUGGUGUUCUAUCUGUUGUUGUUUACGAUUCCCAUGCCGAGUUUAGUUUAGGCCUAAUGGGUGAUUCAUUGGUGUGUAUGGGAAGAAAAUGCUAUGGCUUGACUUUUGUGUUGUGGGGAUGCAUUUCUAUCCUGGGAUUAGCCUCAAGUUUACUGCUAUUCUUAUGAACCAGGCCUGCUUAUGACAGGUUUGAACAAAAGAAAAGAUCAACAAUAUUGUACUAAUGAUAAUAUCUCACAAUGUGAUCACAAAAUGUUUGAAAUUCUUCCCUAAUGAAAUUGUAAAGAUGAAAGCAUUUACUAGAUAAUUUUAU